This is a messenger RNA of Symbiodinium natans, 3954 nucleotides long. The record is from the annotation of a GenBank genome assembly. Lineage: Eukaryota; Dinophyceae; Suessiales; Symbiodiniaceae.
AUGGCGUACCGCGAGCCGUCCGUUCUCGCCUUCAGCGGCACGAAUGGCCCCCAUCCCACUUUCUACAAAGAGGAUCCUGAACAGGCCCUGCGUCUCUUUAAAGUUUGGGAUGCCAAGUCCCUACUUCUUCUGAGGCCGGGCCCCCUCCCAGAUGACCGUCUGACGCGUGUGUUUGGUGCCUGGAAAUCGCCUGGACAAGACAGGCAGAUUGGUGAUCGGCGGGGUCCUAACUCCUACGAGGCCAAGAUUGGCGGCCCCAGCAAGGAACUCCCUACUGGUCCCCUCAUCACCAAGGUUUCUGUCCAGCGAUACACCCAUUGUCUUCGCGGUUCCGCAGUCGAUAGGAGAGAUUUCUACCAUCAGGCCUGCGUGACUCGCAGCAAGGCUUUCGCGAACGCUGUGGGCCCAGCUUUUGCUUUGAGAGAUUUCGAGGGGCUUGCUGCGCAUGCCGACUUCUUGGCAUGGGCCGAAGGCCAAAACAGGUCCGCUGGAAACCAUCCUUCAUGCAGGCCUAGGCCUAUCCUUGUAGAUCCAGAUACUCCAGUCCACGGCUGCUUUGCAUCUUUGUUCCAAGGCGAUGCUGCAGGCGUGGAAUACGCCACUGCUGCCCACGCCGGUUUCCUGGAAGCGGCCGGAGUGCUCCCUACAUCGGAACGAGGCCGCCUGGUCUCUGGCAGCCCCGUUGCCCCUGAUGGGCCCUGGCUGGGGCUCGUUAUCGACGAUCUCUUUGCCAUCGCAUCCACACCUGUUGCUGUGCCCGCUGGGCCCGAGCCCCCUCCUGACGAGGGAGAGAAGCUUCUAAGGCAGGCUAAGCUUGAGUAUGGCAAAGCUGGCAUCGCUGGAUCAGACGCCAAGGAUAUUUUCGGUCAAACUGUGUUUACUGUCGCUGGGGCGCAGGUUGAUUCCUCUCCUGCAUCUGUCGCCGAUGGACUCACAUCCGUUGGUUGUCCGGCAACAAAACGCCUUGCGCUUGCGCUCGUGUCCUUGAAAGUUGCAGCCGGCCGGGCUAUCACCGAGGAGCUCUGUGGCAUGCUGACAGGUUCUUGGAUCUCGUGCCUGCUCUACAGGCGUUGCCUAAUGUCAGUACUUGAUUCAAUCUUUGGGAUUUCACUUAGGCUCCCUGCUUCUAGUGGGUCUUCGCUAGUUCCCCUCAAGCCUAGGCAGCGCCAAGAGCUUGUUCUGCUCUCGGCUUUGGCCCCUUUGAUGGUCAGCAAUGUUGCCGUUCCCUUCUGCGAACAGGCCUAUGCCUCUGACGCCUCUUUGGCAAAGGGAGGCUACACUUCGGCAGAUGUAGGGCCUGAUGUCUCCAGGGCUCUCUGGCUGUCCUCGGACGCAAAGGGCCAUGUCAUCGGCCCGAUUGUUGACCUCUCAUGUUCGCCCGAGUUCGACAUCGAACAAACUCACGUGCUGGAGUGGAUCCUGUUCCUUUUGCAGUCUGGCAGACUCAAAGCUGUCAUGAUCGAGCCGCCUUGCACUACCUUCUCCGGGCCAGCACGCCCUUGCCUGAGGACCUAUGCUGUGCCUGAAGGUUUUGAUAGAACUUUCCCGAGGACCUGGCGUGGGAACCGGCAAGCUUUCUUUGCAAUUGUCAUCUUCGUUGUUGCCUGGAGGGCCGGGGCACCCGCCUUGGUCGAACAGCCCAGGACUUCAAAGAUGAGACGGACUAAGGCGUGGCAAUAUGCUCUGAGCCUCACUGGAGUGGAGGAGAACUUCCUCGCCUCGUGCGCAUAUGGCUCUCCUUUCCGUAAGGAGUUCGCUCUCCUGGGUACCGGCCUAAACCUCUCCAGAAUCCACAGGCGCUGCCCCAGAGACCAUCACCAUGUUCGCGUCGAGGGUUCCUUUGCUAAGAGCAGUACUGCGUACCACCCCGAGGUAGCCAAGGCUUUUGCUUCCGUUUUCCAUGAGGCUAUCAACUCCAAGCCGGGCCAUGCCAGAUCCCGGACUGGACUGGAAGGUCUGCUGGCAAACGAUGUCCUUUCUGCUUUUGCUUGGAAAACGAAAGCUGCCUGGGCCUGGAAGCGCCCCGAGCACAUAAAUGUCCUUGAGACGAGGGCUUUCACUAGGGUUCCCCGUGACCUCACCCUCGCAGGUGGGGACCUUAGAUAUGCGCACAUUGUCGACUCAGCAGUAGCGCUGGGUGCUGUGUCAAAGGGAAGGAGCUCAGCCAGAACGCUGAAGCCGGCUUUGAAAGCUUCCGCCGCCAUUCAGGUCGCUGGAGGAAUCUAUCCAGGACUCCAUUUCGGACCGACGCGUCUGAACACGGCUGACGUUGGUCCUGCAGUUGCUGAGAGCAUCCCGUCUGGAUGCUCCACCAAUCAUGUCUUGGAUUUCGAUGGCACUCUGGGUUUUCCCGGGGAAGGACCGACAGCACGACAGACUGGCCUCGACGUCGGCCGGCAGGAGCGCAGAGCAUCCCGACCCCUGCCGCUUGGAAGGCCAGUUUUGGACAGGACCAGACAGAAUCGUGACGCACUCAUUCUGGCAUUCUCUUCUUGGCUGCGCGAACGUGGCAUUCAGCUUCAGGAUUUUCUUUUUGGCGCUGGUUUUGACAUUGAGCAAUUGAAUAAUGCCCUUGUGAGCUACGGUCGUGAACUCUACGAUCUUGGGAAGCCAUACUGGCAUUACUCUGAGACUGUCAAUGCAAUCUCAGCCCUCAAGCCUUCUGUCCGCCGGCAACUUCAGGCUGCUUGGGACACUGCUUUCAGCUGGCUUGCAAUGGAGCCGUACACUCACCACGUGCCGAUGCCGCCAGUCAUCCUUCUGGCGAUGCUUACAGUUUGCUUGAUGUGGGGCUGGGUCGCAGAAGCAGGCCUCUUUGCAAUGAGUUGGGGAGGUUUGUUAAGAAUAGGCGAAGCCACGUCCGCCAGACGCAAACAGUUGAUCUUGCCAGUCGAUGUUUUACACGUACAAAGCUUCAUUCUCUUACAGAUAUUGGAGCCCAAGACGAGACUUCGUGGUGCACGCCACCAGGCGGCAAAGAUCGAGCGAAGUGAUUUGAUAGAUGUCAUACAGUUGGCCUUCGAGUUUUACGACCCGGAGCAGCGCUUAUGGCCUUUCACAAACCAAACGCUUCGUAGGCGCUUUGAUGCGAUCUUGGAACGCCUUGACAUCAGGCGAAGCUCAUCUGGUGCUCGGCCUCUGGACCUUGGAUCGUUUCGUCCUGGCGGUGCCACGCACAUGCUGCAGUGCUGCGAAGACUCAGAACGUGUAAGAAGAAGAGGCCGUUGGGCCUCGCCGAAAGUGAUGGAGAUUUACCUCCAAGAAGUGGCAAGCUCGACUUUUUUCCCGAGCCUUGAUCUUCGUACCCGCGAGCUUGUGUAUGGCUUUGCGCAGGCCUUCAGCAGUACUCUGGAUCAGGUUCAGGUGAAUGAGUGGAUGGCCUUGUGCCGUGACCUCCUCCUUGACAUGGAGCAGGUCGGAGACGCCUUCAAGGCUGAUGGGCAGUUGGGACGUGAAAGUGCUGCUGAUAGAGUUCGGCUGUACCACGUCUGCUUAGGUGUGGAGCUUGCAAGUCCCGUUUCCAAGUCCUACGCAGUGAAAAGGGAUCAAACGGAUUCAAAGGAAGUGCUUGCGCUGUGUGUUUCCUGGUGGGAGGUGGAUGGCCUUCCCAAGACCAUUGCUGACAGAGUCUGGAUGCAGAAGCAGGCAGAGAUUCGUGGAGCAGCAAGGAAGAAGCAGGAAGAGGCUGAAGAUGAGAAACCGAAGGAGAAACUGAGCAAGCGCCUUGCCUUAAAGAAGGCUCAGAAGCAGAACGCCGUGAAUGCCAAGAAGCAAGAGAUGAAGCUUGAGAAGGAGAUGCAGGACUCGGGCAGUUAUUGUCUAGAGGCCCAGAGUAGCAAGCCAAAUAUCAAGUGCCCAUCUCCUGCCUGCGUGACAGCUGUUUUGAGUUGUCAGUUCUUGAACUGCGGGGGCCACGAAGCUACGGUAGCUGAAGUCGCAGGGGCACCUGACUGA